GAAGAGGACUUAGACGAUGAAAUUAAUGAUGAACAAUUAGCUGAUUUAAUAUCGAAAACGAGUAACAAUUUUAUAAAACAGAUUAUUUUAAAAGUAAAGCGGAUUGUACGAUUUUUUAAAAAGAGCGAAAUUGCUACUUCCAAAUUAGAGAAACUGCAAAUAGUCUAACGUUGAAAAUAAAACAACGUUAAAAUUAAUUCAAGAGGUAAAAACAAGAUGGAACUCUUGUUAUGAUAUGUUGGAAAGGUUCCUCUUAUUAUCAGGAUUUGUCACUGUUGUUUUGAUGAAUCUUCAGCGAAACAGAAGUUCAAAAAGUAAGCCUCCUAUCAUGUUGACUGCUGUAGAGUUGGAAAUUAUGCAGGAGGUAAAAGACGUGUUGAAACCACUUUGGCAGGUUACACUUGAAAUGUCUUCCGAAAAAAUUGUAACAUUAAGCAAAUGCAUACCCCUGAUCAAUGCAAUGAGAUGCAAAAUUAAUGGAAUCGAGACAAGAACUAAAGACGGUUUUAAUUUUAAGAAAAAGUUACAAUCUUUAGUUGAAGCAAAAUUUUCAAACGUAGAGUUUGUAAAACCGUACUCAGCUGCGACUCUUCUUGAUCCAAGGUUUAAAAAAGACGUAUUCACUAACAUAGUUGCUGCAUCAAAAGCAGUAACACAUAUUGGUUCAUUGGUAUCAGAAUGUAUUGGAGUUGAUUCUAGAAAUCUAGUUCAAAAUUCUCAAAAAGUUUCAAGCUCAGAGGACAGUCUUUGGUUUGAAUUUGACCAGUCAGUGAAAGAUAAGGUCUUAAACGCUGAUCAAGAUGUUGCUGGUGGAAUCCCAGUGGAAAUGAGACAAUAUUUAAAUAGACCCAUCAUUAAUCGUAUAGAAAAUCCUAACCCGCUAGCUGCCUGGGCUGUUUUAAAAGGAGAAUAUCCUCAUGUAUAUAAAGUGGCGCUUCAAUUUCUACCGGUUUUAGCCACCUCUGUUCCAGCAGAGAGACUUUUCUCUCAUACAGGGCUAAUAGCGACAAAACUUAGAAAUCGAAUUUCUGGAAAGCACCUAGAUCAACUAGUAUUUAUGCGUAGUUUGGACGAAAAAUGGUUUAAUUAGUUGUACUUAAAAAGAUAAUGUUUAUAAAUAAAUGUUACAUGUUUGAUUAUAUGUAUUACAAAUAUAAUAAGUUAAUUGCACAACAUAAUACAGUUUUUUAUCCAAAAAAGUCGAAAAGUCGAAAAAAGUCGACUUUUUCUUAUCGAUCAGUCGACUUUAAAGUCGACUCAAACAGAGUCGAUCGAAAAGUCGAAAGUCGACUUUCUGGUGAAGUCGAACAACCCUAACUCAGGACUCAGUUUUGACUUGGUGUGCCGUAUGGUGGGGGAAGGCUUUUUUCCCUCACGGGACUAACUUGGACAUCACUCCUUGUACACCCAGAGAAAAAAGUUAUUUAUUUUAACUAAAAGUGUAUAUUUAAGAAAAAUUUAUUUGUUGCAAAUAAAUAUUUUAUU
Messenger RNA from Leptopilina heterotoma, 1485 nucleotides. Its product is annotated as zinc finger BED domain-containing protein 4-like. NCBI's taxonomy places the organism in Eukaryota, Metazoa, Arthropoda, Insecta, Hymenoptera, Figitidae. The record is from RefSeq and is a predicted model, not a curated record. Gene Ontology annotation, molecular function: protein dimerization activity. The coding region runs from base 236 to 1090 and encodes 284 amino acids. The transcript is spliced from 3 exons.